UCUCUCUCUCUCUCUCUGUCUCAGUCUCAAAGCUCUACUCAUAUAUACAAAAGAUUGAAUACAACAUAACCAAGCUCCUUUCUCUCUCUCUCAGAGGGUUCUUCAAUGGCUUCUGCUUUCGACAGAUACAGUUUCCUUCUUUCUCUCAGCUUCACUCUCUUCAUUGUUUGUUCAGCAUUGACUGAAGCUGAUAUACUUCUGUCUUUCAAGACUUCCAUUGAAGACCCGAAGGAUUCUCUUUCAAGCUGGUCCAGCAGCUCAAAUCUCCAUUACUGUAACUGGACUGGAGUUUCAUGUGCUACCCCAUCUUCUCUUACUGUAACUUCUCUCAAUCUUCCAAGUCUCAAUCUUUCUGGUGAAAUCUCUUCUACGUUAUGUGAACUGACCAAUUUGACACUGUUGAAUCUUUCUGAUAAUCUUUUUAACCAGCCUAUUCCUCUACACUUGUCUCAGUGUAGUUCUUUGGUGACUUUGAAUCUCAGUAAUAAUCUCAUUUGGGGUACUAUCCCAGAUCAGAUUUCGCAGUUUGAGUCUUUGAGAGUUCUUGAUUUUAGCAGGAAUCAUAUAGAGGGAAAAAUCCCAGAAAGCAUUGGCUCGUUGGUGAAGCUGCAAGUUCUCAACUUGGGAAGCAACUUGCUUUCAGGUAGUGUUCCUUCUGUUUUUGGGAAUUUCACAGAGCUUCUUGUUCUUGAUUUGUCACAAAAUGCAUAUCUGGUGGGUGAGAUUCCUGCUGAUAUCGGCAAGCUCAAGAAGCUUGAGAAACUGUUUCUGCAAAGCUCUGGUUUUCGUGGUCAAAUUCCUGAUUCUUUUUUGGGUUUACAAAGUUUAAAUAUUCUGGACUUGUCUCAGAACAAUCUAAGUGGAGUGAUUCCUCCAACACUGGGGGCUUCUCUCAAGAGCCUAGUGUCUUUCGAUAUCUCACAAAACAAGCUUUCAGGGCCUUUUCCAGACGGCAUAUGCGGUGCACAAGGGCUCAGAAACCUUGGCCUCCAUGCUAAUUUCUUCAAAGGUCCAAUACCCAGCUCAAUCAAUGAAUGCUUGAACCUCGAGAGGUUUCAAGUUCAAAACAAUGAGUUUUCUGGUGAUUUCCCAGAUGGGUUAUGGUCAUUGAGCAAAAUAAAGCUCAUUAGAGCUGAAAACAACAGAUUUUCUGGUAAAAUACCAGAUUCAAUAUCAAUGGCAGCUCAAUUAGAGCAAGUUCAGAUUGACAACAACAGCUUCACUAGUAAAAUUCCCAAGGGUCUUGGUUUGGUUAAGAGCUUAUACAGAUUCUCUGCAUCACUUAAUGGUUUCUAUGGUGAAUUGCCUCCUAAUUUUUGUGAUUCUCCAGUUAUGAGUAUUAUAAAUCUCUCCCAUAAUUCCCUUUCUGGUCAAAUUCCUGAACUGAAAAAAUGCAGGAAACUGGUUUCAUUGUCUUUGGCAGACAAUAGUCUUACUGGAGAAAUCCCACCAUCCCUUGCUGAUUUGCCAGUGUUAACUUAUCUUGAUCUUUCUGAUAACAAUCUCACCGGUUCAAUCCCUCAAGGGCUUCAAAAUUUGAAGCUUGCCCUCUUCAAUGUAUCUUUUAACAAACUUUCUGGCAGAGUCCCUUCUGCUCUAAUCUCGGGUCUCCCUGCUUCAUUCUUGGAAGGAAAUCCUGACCUUUGUGGCCCGGGAUUGCCUAAUUCGUGCUCGGAUGAGCUGCCUAGACACCGCAGUUCAGUUGGCCUCAGUGCAAUGGCAUGUGCUCUAAUCUCUAUAGCUGUUGGAAUUGGCAUUUUGCUUGUUGCUGCUGGUUUCUUCGUUUUCCAUCGAUCCUCGAAGUGGAAAUCGCAAAUGGGUGGCUGGAACUCGGUGUUUUUCUAUCCUCUUAGAGUAACUGAGCAUGAUCUUGUUAUGGCAAUGGAUGAGAAAACUGCUGCAGGAAGUAGUGGAGCUUUUGGCAGAGUAUAUAUUAUAAGUUUACCAAGUGGAGAACUUGUUGCUGUAAAGAAGCUAGUCAAUAUUGGGAACCAAACUUCAAAAGCACUGAAGGCUGAGGUCAAGACAUUAGCCAAGAUCAGACAUAAGAACAUCAUUAAAGUUCUUGGAUUUUGCCAUUCAGACGAAUCAAUCUUUCUAAUUUAUGAAUACUUGCAAAAGGGAAGCUUAGGGGAUUUAAUUGGAGAACCGGAUUGUCAGUUGCAAUGGAAUGUUAGACUGAGGAUUGCCAUUGGAGUUGCUCAAGGAUUAGCAUACCUUCACAAGGAUUAUGUUCCACAUUUACUUCACAGAAAUGUCAAGUCGAAAAAUAUUCUUCUUGAUGCAGAGUUUGAACCAAAGCUCACUGAUUUUGCUCUUGAUCGACUCGUUGGCGAAGCUGCAUUCCGAUCAACCAUUGCUUCAGAAUCUGCAGAUUCUUGUUACAAUGCUCCUGAACUUGGAUACAGCAAGAAAGCAACAGAGCAAAUGGAUGUUUACAGCUUUGGUGUUGUGCUACUGGAACUCGUAACCGGGCGUCAAGUCGAGCAGGCUGAACCGGCCGACUCACUCGAUAUCGUGAAGUGGGUUCGAAGGAAGAUCAACAUAACAAAUGGAGCAAUUCAAGUUCUAGAUUCUAAGAUAUCAAACACUUUCCAACAAGAGAUGCUAGGAGCUCUAGACAUUGCUAUUCGUUGCACGUCUGUAAUGCCAGAGAAACGGCCAUCAAUGGUCGAAGUUGUUAGAGAACUUGUAUCUCUAAGCUCAAAAGCUCAACUUCCAUGUUCAGAUUUCUCAAUGCAGGAGGAGAAUUCAGUUCCAGUUUGAAUGUUCAACAAUAAAUUACCCUUUUUAUUUUUUUUUUCUCUUUUUGUUUCAUGUCUUUAUAUGUAAAAAAUUGCAACUUGAUUUCACAUAUGAUAUUUUAGCUAUCCUCUGAUUGAGGAAAGAAAAAGUGUUUGAAUGGAAUUUUCUGUUCUAAGUUUGGAUUUUUGGACCAAAUUGGUUGACGGUAAUGCAAGAAAGUUCAUAAGGUUGAUUACA
Molecule: messenger RNA, 2982 nt
Organism: Manihot esculenta (cassava)
Lineage: Eukaryota; Viridiplantae; Streptophyta; Magnoliopsida; Malpighiales; Euphorbiaceae
Product: probably inactive leucine-rich repeat receptor-like protein kinase At5g06940
Exons: 2
Coding region: 106-2766 (886 amino acids)
Biological process (GO): protein phosphorylation
Molecular function (GO): ATP binding; protein kinase activity; receptor serine/threonine kinase binding
Source: RefSeq, a predicted model, not a curated record